This is a messenger RNA of Wyeomyia smithii (pitcher-plant mosquito), 1131 nucleotides long. Its product is annotated as deubiquitinase OTUD6B. NCBI's taxonomy places the organism in Eukaryota, Metazoa, Arthropoda, Insecta, Diptera, Culicidae. Bases 161 to 1084 code for a protein of 307 amino acids. Gene Ontology annotation, biological process: protein deubiquitination. Gene Ontology annotation, molecular function: cysteine-type deubiquitinase activity. The transcript is spliced from 2 exons. The record is from RefSeq and is a predicted model, not a curated record.
AUUUUCUCCUCCCAGCGGACUAAACACCGUAGGGCUGCAUUUCUGCUGUCACCUUUGACACAAACCAAAACAAAACAUCUCCAUCUAAAUUCAAACGAUUUGUCUCUGUCCUGCGGAUUUUCACGUUUAGGGAAUUACUCCCUGUGAGGAUCAGACCAACAUGAACGAGGAGAACCAGCAGCAACUCGCCGACGAGGACGAAGAAAGUCUGCUCGCUCGUCACCGCAGAGAGAAGAAAGAGCUCCAAGCCAAGGUGCAGUCCCUCAAGAAAGCCAAAGUAGACAAAAAGAAAAAGAAAGACCUCCAGGAGGAGAUUGGCCGACUAGAAGACGAUCUCGAAAGUCGACAUGCUGAGGAACUCAACAGAUUAAAUACGUUAAAAAUCAGUGAAUCUUCCGACGCCGAUCAACAUCCGAACGAACCAGAACAACAGCAACCGGCAGUCGAAGAAAAGCAACCAAAACUUUCGAAAGCCCAGCGACGGCGGGAGAAAAAAUCCCAGGAAGAUAAGGAACGCGAAGCGCAGAUCAAAGCCGAAGAAGCGCUCCACAAGGAUUCGCCCCGCAUUCGAGAGGACAAAAAGAUAGCGGAAAUACUAGCCAAACGAGGGCUGAUUAGCUUCCCGGUUCCAGCGGACGGUGACUGUCUGUACAAUGCCAUCAAACACCAGUUGUCGCGGAUAGGCGUGCAUGACCACGAGACAGCCGACCUGCGCCAGCUGGCUGCCGACUAUAUCGAGGAUAACCGUGAUCAGCUGAUCUUCUACAUGACCAACCCCCAGUCGGAGGACGUUAUGAGCGAGGAAGAGUUCCGGAAAUACUGCUUCCAGGUACGCAAUACCAAAUCUUGGGGAGGUGAAAUCGAGAUUAAAGCACUGUCCAGCAGUUUGCGCUGCCCAAUCGAAAUUGUCCAGGCAAGUGGGCCGUCACCAGUGCACGGAGAAAAUGGUGAUCCGGCGCGCAAGCUGGUACUAACGUAUCAUCGGCACAUGUAUCGCCUCGGGGAGCACUACAAUUCGACCGUUCCGCUGUUGGCAGAGAAGGACGAUGAUGGUGGCGAGGAUGAACAGCAGGAUGAUGGCUGAUGAUUGUGAAAUUUGUCAUGAUGCAAAGUAAUAAAAUAAUAAUUAUA